Naegleria lovaniensis is the source of this 1452-nucleotide messenger RNA. RefSeq lists its product as uncharacterized. The transcript has a single exon. Lineage: Eukaryota; Heterolobosea; Eutetramitea; Acrasida; Naegleriidae. Bases 1 to 1452 code for a protein of 483 amino acids. The record is from RefSeq and is a predicted model, not a curated record.
AUGACAAGCCAUUUGAUGAAAGAAAUUAAUCACCUUGAUGGGGAGAUAAUUGAAAUAGAAGAUCCCUCUACAGGUGAGUCUAGAAAAUUUCAGAUUGUUGUUGCAGGGUUUUUAUGGGACACAGUCGAGAAGAUGUAUUCCUUGCAACUCAUGAAAGAAGAAUGUAGUCGUUGUGAAGGAAUUUAUGAUAAUCAACAUAAAACACCAGAUUGUUUAUUUGGAGCGUCUACGAUAGAAGAUCCAAAGUAUGUCACGCAUUUCGAGAAAAGAAAUAUAUUUGAAGCAAACACUGUUAUUAAUAGCAUCGAUUUAAGAUCAAAUGACAGAACAAAGGACAAGGGUUUUAAACCCUUAAUAUGGGAAGAAAUGCAAUUCAAAGAUUUGAAAUUAUCUAAAGCGAAAAUAACGCAAAAAUUACGAGAAUUACCUGUUCUGCAUAUCAUAGAUAAUCCUUUUUUAAAAUAUCCUAAUACUGUGGAUGCAUUUCACAAAGCGUUAAUUGAUUUUUUCCAUUUAGAGAUCCAAGGAACUUUUCGAACCCAAUUUAAAAGAACAAUGAAAGCAAUUCAUUACUCAACAAUCAUGGACGAUUUUUUGGAUGUUUGUGAGAGAGAAAGGUUGCCGAAUGGCAAAAGGAUUACAAUGUACAGUGAUAUUGACAAACUAUCCGGAACAGAGAUGCUUGAAUUUAUAGCAAUAAGCGCUCCAAUUUGGUACAAAUUUCUAUUCCUAAAUACCAAAUAUUCAGAUAAUACUUUGGAGAAGAGACAAAAACUAUAUGAGUGUUGGAUUUUACAUUUGCAGUAUUUUGUUCGAUUGUUGCGGUUUGACCAUACAGACCACGACUUAAAAGAAGCCGAGAAACUCUAUGUAGCGUGGCGAGUUGCAUAUAGAAACUGUUUUGGAUCCGAAAAGUGUAAAUUUCCAAACUUUCAUGCAGGCUGUCAUAUAUUUGAGGAUGUCGAUGAUAUUGGUCAUGUUACUUGGUUUUGGACUCUCCUCUAUGAGUUAAAACAUUCCACGUACAAGCAAUUCAAUGACAAAAGUAACAAAAAACAGCUUGAAAAAAGGGCUUCUGAACGAGAAAUGGUCAUGAAAGCUCUUUUUACAAAAUAUCCUCAAUGCAGAAAAUUGAUACCAAGAGCAAAAGAACCAGAAUUCAAGCUUGAAAAAGACAUUUUUGUCCUAUUUGAAACGGAUCAAGGAGAAAUGAACAUUGCGUUCGUUAAACAAGUAACUGAUAAGGUAGUUCUUAGUUCCUUGAUCUUUGAAGUGAAACACAUGGAUAACGUUUCCUAUAUGUAUCACCUCAAAUGCAUUCCACAACUAAUGCUAUCAGCAAUAGAUAUCAGCAAAGUCAAGUCUAAAUGUAGCUGUAUUUGCUAUUCAUUGCCAUCUGGGUUAAAGUGGCAAUUGAAUCAAUUUGCAUUUUGUUAUAAUUUUUGUAAAUAA